AUGCCUCCCCCUGCCUCCUUUACCGAAUCCACUUCGUCGCGGUCUUUCCGCUUGCCAGCAGAAUCUGAUCCAUACGGAAGCACACUUUCCAUGGGCUCUGCCACUUGGUCGCCUAACAGUAUGUCCAAAACAUCAUACCAAGAGAAGACUGAAGGACAUAUUGGAUCCGCAACGCCAACUUCGGCAACGAAAUGCUACGGGGACGCGUAUCGAGGAAACAUGUCCACAUUGGAGAGAGAUCCCUUCACCACGCCUGGCCGCAGCAAGGGGCUCUCCCCCACUGCUUCGGCUUUUGAACCUAUCCUGAGAGGCAACAAGAGGAUUCAUUACCCCAUUGGAAACCCCAUUGCCGCUGGACUGAGUACAGAUCUCGGCUUGUCCAGGUUUCUGAGCAUCUCCCACUCGCUGGGCGUUUCGGUCCCCGACGUCGAAGCCUGGCUGACGGCAUGUAGACAGAUUUGGUUCAACGAAAAGUACAUUGCAUCUCCUCCUGGUCACGUGCUCAUUCAGUUCGAGGACAUUCGCGAUGCGUGCUCCGUACAUGCCAGUGCCCGUCUGGGUCGCAAGAGUUGGACAGUCAGAUUCAUAAGUCCCGAGAAGAUGCCCGAGGUCGCAGUAUUAGCGGCUGUGCCUACGAAUGCGAAUAUCCCUCCGCAAACCUCUAUCGAGCUUGUAAAGUCAUAUUUGCAGCAACAUGGGCAGCUAUUCGCCUUUGUGCAUUUCUCGACAUUUCAAGAUGGUUCCUUCCGCGCAGUGGCCGAGUUCUGCAGCGUGACGGCCAGUAUCUGUGCUCUUGGCGACCAUGGCGGAGUCACUAUCAACGAGGGUAUACACUUAACAAUAACUCCGUAUGGAACAUCUAAUCUGCCGGCUGGAGGAAUGUUAGACAUCCUUCCAAAUGGGCCUGCCAAUACUUGUCCGAGCGGCACUAACAUGGCUGACAUGCCAAUGGAAGUUGUUUCGCAUCAAACGCAUCAAGUUCCCGCUACGGACUUACAACACACUGCCGCCAUGUAUCCGCCGUUGUUCCAGCCCCAAUACUCACCAUCGAUCCUGUACACGCUAGACUGCGUUUCGACCAUGGGCCAGAACACACCGACUACGCCUAUCACACCACGCUAUCCUAUGGGCACAAUGUAUCAGACACCCCCGUCACCAGCCCCUACCUCAAACACUCAUCAUAGUCCAUCACGCUCGGGCCAGAGGCUCAUACGACCAGACGUUCAAAAAUACAGUAUCCAACGUCUCAAUAGAUCACCCCACCGUAAUGGAGUCGGCCAUCAUAAUCACGUGGACAUACAGCACAUUCGGGAUGGUAUGGAUGUUCGCACAACGAUAAUGUUACGAAACAUACCCAAUAAAGUUGACCAGGCCAUGCUGAAGCGGAUCGUAGACGAGUCCAGCUGGGGCAAAUAUGAUUUCAUGUAUUUGCGGAUCGAUUUCGCCAAUGAUUGCAAUGUUGGAUACGCCUUUAUCAACUUCGUGGAUCGAAUGCCAAGCGCUUCCGAGCGUAUGCUGACUCAAUCGCAGUUCGUAGAUGCCCGUGGAAACCAACGAUGGAAUUGUUUCAAGAGUGACAAGGUCGCCGAAGUAUCCUAUGCCACCAUUCAAGGAAAAGACUGUCUUGUUCAGAAGUUCCGCAACAGCUCUGUCAUGCUCGAGGCGGCACACUAUCGACCGAAGUUGUACUUCACCUCCAAUGGGCCUAUGCCAGAGCUGGCAGGACAAGAGGAGCCUUUCCCCGAGCCAGACAAUCAAUCGAAAAUGAAACGAAGCUGCGAGAAUGCUGAACACGUUGGUAAGGGCCUCAGCUUGUCCGUCAGAACUCGGCUGACCGAUCUCCCUCUCCAGGUCUAUUCACUCCAAAUGCUGGGCAGCACUUCCGGGAUGAGCAGCGGCGGAGGCGGUCACAAUUUGAUCGAGGCACCCGUCUUGCUGCACUCGAAGAGUACGAUUACGACACAACCAUCCACCAUCUCUACCACCCUGAGCAUCUCGCAGUUUGCAGGCGUGGCUCUUAGAUUGCCGCUUUCAAUCGCAUUGUGUUUGUAUGUUGGAGUUUGA
Messenger RNA from Emericellopsis atlantica, 2064 nucleotides. RefSeq names its product RNA recognition motif 2-domain-containing protein. The record is from RefSeq and is a predicted model, not a curated record. The coding region runs from base 1 to 2064 and encodes 687 amino acids. Lineage: Eukaryota; Fungi; Ascomycota; Sordariomycetes; Hypocreales; Bionectriaceae. Gene Ontology annotation, molecular function: nucleic acid binding. The transcript has 10 exons.